This is a messenger RNA of Drosophila ananassae, 3702 nucleotides long. RefSeq lists its product as uncharacterized. The transcript has 3 exons. The record is from RefSeq and is a predicted model, not a curated record. Gene Ontology annotation, molecular function: ADP-ribose diphosphatase activity. NCBI's taxonomy places the organism in Eukaryota, Metazoa, Arthropoda, Insecta, Diptera, Drosophilidae. Bases 134 to 3601 code for a protein of 1155 amino acids.
CAUUCAAAUUCUGGUCUAUCGAUAUCGAUCGUCCAUUUUUGAACCAAACGACGCGCGUUUUUCUUGUUUUCAUUUGAUCCUCCGUCCGCCCUACAGCUAGACUCACAAUAACCGUAAAAAGGAAAGCCCCGGAAUGGAUAAGACCAGGCAAAGCAAUGGAAACGGCAGCUAUAUGGACCAGAACUCGUUGGGCAUCCUGAACAUGGAUAAUCUUAAGGUCUUUGGCGAUCUCUCCAGCUUCAGUAAGAGCGGCCGGCGGAGCACAGCCGGCAGGGAUGCAUCCGGAGUUCAGGAGCGUCUCAAGGCGGAGAGGCUGCGAGCCAUGGAGGCGUUGGAGAAGCCACGACCCUCCCGUCUCAGCCAAUCACGGCCAGCUGCUGCCAGUGUCCGCUCCAGUACGAACAUCUCCGAGCUGGUCACCGACGAGACCAUUGACCUCAACAGCAGUGGAUCCUUUGCCUUGGUAACCCCCGCCCCAAAAGGCAGCAACGUCUCCUUUGAGCCUGCCGAAAUCACUGGCAGAUCCACUCUAUGUGGUCGCCGGGAGAAGACAAAGCCUUCGGUUUCCGUCGCCGACAUCUUGAAGAGUUCUUUUGUUGAAAAGGCCCGCCUGUUGGAGAAGAAGCUGCAGAACACCAGCCAGUUAGACGCGAGCUAUCAUCUCUCCAGGAUUAACUCAACCAACCUCACAGAUUCCUUUAAUUGUUCGCGAAGCCUACCGCGAACGGCAGAUUUAAGUGACCUCAGUCUGAAUGGCGGAGGAGGGUUUUCCUUUGGCUCUGCUUCGGUGGCGGGCCAAGCGCUGGACGAGAGCUUCGCGCCAGCCGAGCUGAUGCAGUCAAAGCUGGUCCAGGGUGAGAUCUCGUGGGCCCAGGAGUUCACAGCCAUGCCCACGGCCACCAUGAGCAACCAAGCGAUCCAGAAGAUGGCAGCGCCACCACCCGCCUCUGACAUAGAGACUUCGGUGUCUAACUCUGUUUUAGCUGGAGAUCCUGACUUUUCACUGGGAAACUACUUCCAGACGCGGUCGGAAAACCUCUUUAAUAUCGUGAACAACAACACCAGUCCGGACAGAGUUCGUUCUGUCCAGCCCCUAAUGGAGCCGGAUAGCAAUCAGACCCUUAGUUCCACAGGUGCGAAGACCCCUCAGCCAGAAAACAGAACUUACACAAAGCCCCAGGAGACCGCUGGUAGCUCUCAUCUGGGCCAGAAUCUUAUGCGGAAAAUGCAGCAGGACCGGAUCCAGGCUGUCUUGAAGUCCAACAAUGCCCAAAAAGAGCCUAAGCGUCCUACAUCGAGUUCCGAGAUCCUUAGUCUGUCGGCCAUCGACAAGGCUCUGAGGGAUCUGGAUCUUAAUUCGGAUACCUCAACUGUGGAGGUUGUGAACCACCUAUGGGAGCAUGGCCGUGGCAAUAACUUCCAGGAGGAUGAAGAAAAUAAAGAAAACCUGGAGAACAAGGAGAACCAAGACCGUAGCCGAGCCGACCGCACCCUAUGCAGUUCCAAAAAGCUUUCAGACACUAUGAGUUUUACGGAUUCUUUGCUGAACUCAACCGACUUUCGGCAUCUCCAGCAAAGCAUAUCGCGCAAGCCGCUUAGCCCCUUGGCGGACCAUCCCCAGAUUACAAUCAGCCGGGCGGACACGGAACCGGUAGACGCCGAAGCUGAGGCGGACGUCGAUGAGUGGCCUUCAACGCCAGUGAAAGAUCCCCAAAGGCGCGUGCGUCGAACAAAGGUCUCCCCAAGAAGAGCAUCUCCUGCCAGCAGCGAUGGGGUGCGUCCACUAACCGGAACGGAGGAUGAAAAUGAAAACGAGGACGAAGACAAAACGCCUGUUAACCACAAGAGAGUUUCCAUCUCAACAUCGGUGGGACUAUUGCCACGCAAUCCAACCUCCUUAAGUAGCACUCGCCUGGAUGGCUGCGAUGCUGCAGUGGCCUCGUCUACUGAGCGAGACUUUGGCAUCUCCCCGAGUUUGAGCAAGAAUCUGUCGCCGAUGUCCUCGCCACGCAGCUGCCUCUCUUCACCGCUGCUGGACAGCACAACCAGCUCUGAGCGCCGGAUAUUGAUGAACGGAGUUGCCCGAAAGGCCAACUCCUCGCCGGCGGGCAGUGAGGCGAGCUCUAUUAGUGGUUCCGUAAGGACCCGCGGACCUGGAGGAGCUUCUAUCUCCUCGGUAACAGCGCCGCGUAGCAUCUCUCGGUGCUCGAACUCCAGCGAGUUCAGUCAUCGGGACGGAAAACUCCUUCCCUUGAAGGUAACAAAUACCAGCCUGUGCUGGGGCAGCACCAAGCUCCGGACGGAUGUCCGCAAAUCCAUGAAGGUGAAGAACACGGCAGAUAAGCGACUCGUCAUCCGGCUGGGGAUCCAAGGACCCGGCUUUCAGCUCGUUGGCAGCGACAGUAGCACCAUAACUCUACAGGCGAUGGAGUGUCGCUCGGUGGUGGUUAACUUCUGUCCCACUGUUUGCGGAGCAGCCAUCGGAGCAUUGUCGUUUUAUGCUCCUGCCGGAGCCCAUAACUGCAGCCAGCCUGGACUGGAAAUCCCUCUAUAUGGUUACGGAGGAAGCGCCUCCAUUGCUAUACAGGGCUUGCUGAAAGGACCAGUGGGUGCCAGCUUUUUGACGAUUGGUGAUGUUUGUGAUUUAUCAGCCGGACCACUGUCGGCCAGUCUACGGUUUCACAACAAGGGCCCACUCACCGCAUUCGUGUGCAUCUCAGUCGACUCCACGGUGCUGAUGAAAUUGCGGCUGAGCGAGGCGUUCGAGGUGAAGCCCAGCCGGAUGAUCCUCCCACCGAACUGCGAGGCCAACGUACAGAUCCUCUUCCGGCCGAAUCGCGAGGACAUGAAGAACAUUCUAAAGAAGACUGCCCAGGUGCUGACCCUAGCCAACAUGCGAAUCUUCUGCGGCGACGAGCCCAACAGGCAACGCAUGCGAAGUCUGGUCCAGCGGAUGAGCAGCCGAGAAAGGGAGAAAUAUACCUCUCCAAUGCUAGAAAAUAUGUGGGGCUCGUUUCCGGAGGAGCAACAUGUGCGAAACAUUGGCUUACUCAACGAGCCACCCGAUUUCAUUUUGGACUUGGUGACCAUGGUGCGAAUUAUUGACGUGGCGCUAACCCUAAACAGGGACUUUGACGAGUCCGACGAGAGCUCUCUGCUGUUUCUUCCGGAGGCGGAGGAAACUGUCCUGUUCCGGACCAUUUGUGCUGCAAACUCACCCACCCCUACCCAGAGUAACCUGUUGGAGCCAGUAGAUGAACUUCUGGAGGCGGAUACCACAACCAUUACAGGUCUACCCGUGGAUCGCAAUUGGUCCGUUCAGCCUGCAUCGCUGGAAUUAAACGCCAGCAACUUCUCCGUGGGCACUUUGUCAGUGAUAAACAGCUUUAGCUCCCGGCAGCUGAUUGAGGUCAACUGCAGCGUACCGGACUUGGUGCGGGUGAACCCCAGCGAAUGCUACGUGGCUCCUGAUGGAGGGCAGGCGGAUAUUGAGGUGCGGUUGCUGCGCCCGCCUAGGAGGGACUUUCUCUCGAAGGAGCCGCUUAUCACCGUCUCCAUGGAAAAUGAACGUAUUACUGUGCCCCUUAGCUUUAAGUUUUAAAAUAUGUUUGUGCCUGCUCGUUGCGGUUAUCUACUUAUAUGCUUGUUCAUUAAUUAAAAUCGUGUUCUUUAAUAAAAAUCUAUUGUGUCAUUUGCAAGAAA